Messenger RNA from Xenopus laevis (African clawed frog), 3579 nucleotides. RefSeq lists its product as uncharacterized. The transcript is spliced from 23 exons. The record is from RefSeq and is a predicted model, not a curated record. NCBI's taxonomy places the organism in Eukaryota, Metazoa, Chordata, Amphibia, Anura, Pipidae. Bases 178 to 3090 code for a protein of 970 amino acids.
CUCCCAGUAACGAUUUUCUGUGCAGGAAAUACAGUCUCUUUGUACUGCUGUUGGGCAUUCAUUCUGCUUUGAGACGUUAUAUUGUCUUGUUUAAUGAUAGAUAGAAAAGGUUAGGGUUUUUUUAUUUGCUUGUUUUUUGCUUGGAAGAAACAAGAAACAAAUGAUUUAGCUUUAAUAAUGGAACCAGCUUCUAAGAAAACCAAGUUAGACAAAUCAGUCCUGAUCCGCCUGUGUGAUGCCUUCACUCGUACUGACGGAAAAAUUAUUUGCCCUCUGAUCAAAGCAGAAAACUCUGUCCGUGUUCUCUACAAACUGCAGGAAAAGCUUUUAUAUAAAAUAGUUCGGGAAGCUGGGUUACCUGAUCCAAAAUUUCUGUGGAAAUCAGCAGCUACGGACAGGAACAUUGAUGGCAAUUUAUUUGUUAAAUAUUCCACUUCUCAGCAAGUCGAUGAAAAUAGCCUGAAACAAUUCCAGGAAACUCUGAAAGGAAAAUUAAGAGAAGUCUUAAAAGUGAAACACAUUUUGAUUGAUAGAGUUGAAGACACAGAAAAUGUUAUCCCACAGCCAAUAAUCUCAGAAACCAGUUUUGAAUUCCACAAGCUUAAAGUGUGCUAUGAAAGCCUUUUCGAUAAGGCAAAAGACACAAUUGACCAGAAUACUGACAUAGGAGCUGAUCUAUAUGUAGCUGCCGAAACCAUUAAGUCCCAUUUAGAGGAUUUAAAAGGACAAUAUACAAAGUUUGCAGUGCUUUCACAAAAUGGAAAAGGCAAGAGUUUCAUCCUUAACCUGCUCAUGCUUCUCACAGCAGACAAUGAAGAAGAAUAUAGGGAAAACAAUAGAAAUCUAAAACUGCCACAGGCUAUUGAUGAAAACAAAACAGUGGAAGAGAUAGAAGAAGAGGGUGAUCUGCCAGAUGUGGUAAAAGAUGUUCUAACAAUAACAGUGGACAAAACAAAAUUUGCCAGAGCUGUUUUAGAUCCUUUAUGCUGUAAGCUCCCAUGGGUGAAGAAUAUCCAACAAUCAAAAUUGCUUUCAAAUGUGGAUAAAUAUUUUUCGAAAAAGAGAAGAAUAGAUAUAGGACCCUACAUACUUGCAGAGAAGGAGAUUGAGGGAAGCUUUGAAUCUACUACAAAAUGCAUUAUUCAUCUGCGAUAUGGUACGCUUUACCAAAUAAGGGUGAAUUACUUUACAGAAGAAGAACUUCAACAGCAACUUUUUGAAUUAGUCACUUGGAGUGAAGGAGAUAGUUCAAAUGAAAUAAACGAAUCCAUAAAAGAAAAAGCCAAGGACUGCUUGAAGGCUAGAUUUGGAAUUCUAACGGACUAUGAUAUUCCCAGUACUUUGCAGGAAAUGGAACAAUUUCAGUCCCCUGAAGAUAUUUUACUUUCUAGAGAAGUAGCACAGUUUGCAGGAAAAACAGAACUGUAUAUUGGAGAUGGGAAAGAUGCCCAACAUGACCGGCUUGCUAUGAAGAGUAUUCUAAGGCAAAUGACAACUUCUCAAGAGGGAGAUGAUGAAUACAAAAAGAAAAUUGCUGCUGUCAAACAAAUUGUGAUUUACUUGCCCAGCAAAAUAUUAUAUGGUGGCAAAGAAAUUCUGGAAAUGCCGGGAACAGAUGAUUCAGACCCGAUGGCAAUGAAUUUCAUAGAAACUGCUUUGAAUGAGGUGGAUGCAGUCAUUGUUAUCAGUGAUUUUGCUUUUAAGAUUGCUGAAAAAGAAGUGAAGGAUAUGCUGUCUAGCAGUGAUUUUGUAAAAUCCUGGAAAGAAAACCCCUGCAAUCAUAAACUCAUGCUCCUUGCAUAUCCAGAAAAGAACCAAAGGUGGCAAUUUGGAAAACAUGACACAGAAAAUAUUAAAAAAUUGGAAAAAGAAGAAAGGAAAAAAAGAACAGAAGAGUUGAAAUAUAUCAGCAAAAUUCUCAGGAUGGAAGACAUGAUGGACUCAAAAAAGAAGGAGUUAGAGGCAAGCAUCAUUACAGCCUAUAUAUUACCUGUAUUGCACACUUCAAUUCUUGCACAACCUGCAGAUAAGGGGAAAGAAUAUAGGGUCUUUCAGGAAAAUGAAGCAUUUUUGCAGUAUACUGGCAUCAGCAAUCUCAUAACUAUAAUUGAUUCCUUUGUUUCAUCAAGACAACAAUCAACCACUGAAAAGAUAAGAAACCAGUUUUCACAUCUUUGUCAAGAGCUGUGUGACAAUUCAGAAGGCAUUAGAGAAGCAACAAGAACAGUACUACGUGUGUUAACUAGAAGGGAACUAAAAAGCACCCUGGAAGAUGAAAUUAACCGAAAUAGUGAGGAACUAUUGAUAAAGUGUAAAUGGCGCAUUGAACAGUUGAUCAGUGAAGUUGUAAAUACUAAGAUGGAAGCUGUCUUAAAAACAACUGUUGAACAAGCAAAAAAGGACUGGAUGAUUAAUAAGGACAGAAUACAAUACCUUGGGGUUUUUAAUCCUUACUUUGCUGGCAAAAAUCCCGUGUACAAGGUGUUGCUAUUCAAUAUUUUCUUUGAUGGCUUGAAAGGCAAAAAAACAGUAAUUUUCAAGGAAAUUAGAACCAGAAUAGAGGCCUUGCUCCAACAAUACAAGAAACAAAUCCUGAAACAGUUGAUGCAAACCCUAAAUAUGGUGCUAGGAGACCAACAUCGUCCCUUCACUUUGGAGUUUGUCGAAAACGCUAUUGAAGAUGAGUUGGAUGACGCACUAUUAUGGUAUGUCGGCAACGUACAGCGCCCUUUCAAUGAGAAAGCAAUGAGAAAAUUUUUUAAGAUGAGUCAAAAUAACAGUAUUAGAGAAAAUAUACUGAAACCAAAUUUUAAAAAAGAAAUUUCUCUGGAAACUGCAAAGCAAAAUACUGAACAAAAUAUCGAAAAAUGUAUAAUGGAGAUAAAGGAAUCUUUUUUUUACGAGUUAUCUGUUCUGCACGAGGAGAGAUUGAAAUGCCUAAAUAGAAAACUUAAGUCUAAAGGAUCUUCAAAGAUGUGGCAGAGGCUGGUGUACAAAUUGAAAGUGAUUUCAAGGCAAUCUGGAGAGAAUCAUAGGAAAAUUCUCAAUGAUUUAAUUCUGAUGAUGUCAGUAAACUUUAAUGAACCCUAAUGGAUGUGAAGAAUCUCACAACCACAAAGAUACAACCAGAGAAUUUUGAAAACAACAUUUUUAUACAACUAUUUUGAUAUGGUUCUUUUCUAUGUAGUUUAGUUUAUACAAUCUUACAUUUCUGAUUGAUAUUAAUCUUACAUUUCUGAUUGAUGUUAAUUUAGCAUAUGUGUGGGUGUAAUAUAAAGGUAUAAUUGACAGGUACUUGGGUAAAUGGUCUCCCUGAUCUUUAAUCUCUUUAUAUCUGGUAUAAGUUUCCUAUCCACACAACAGCCAAUUAUAUCCCCAAAUGUAUCACAAUUAUUACUUCAUUAUUGAAAACACAGGAAAAAAACUGAGGGGUGCAAAAGCACUUGUGUCUCAGGGAAUACUGCACUCUGCUCCAUGUGCUGGAUUGAAAAUUAGGAGACUCAGGCCAGUCCUGUCCUUACCACCUUUCUGUCAUUAAUGGAACAGUUCAGUGUAAAAAAUGUUUCUAAUAUAGUUAGU